Messenger RNA from Neohortaea acidophila, 867 nucleotides. RefSeq lists its product as uncharacterized. Bases 56 to 754 code for a protein of 232 amino acids. The record is from RefSeq and is a predicted model, not a curated record. NCBI's taxonomy places the organism in Eukaryota, Fungi, Ascomycota, Dothideomycetes, Mycosphaerellales, Teratosphaeriaceae. The transcript has 2 exons.
CCACGCAUCUCCUACAACCACUUCUCUCGUUUCUCCCCCGAUACGUACAGCUAACAUGCCGAAGCAAGCUCAGAAAGAGUCCUCGAACAGCCCUGACUCCCUACGACCAGAGCGACGUCUCAACACGAUGUCCCCAUCUCGGCAACCACAAGAGCGAUCAGCAAAGAGGACUAGAAUAGAUCCCGCACAACUCCCGCUCGUGCCAAAUGUAGCUCCACGGAAGGAAACCCGCCCAGCAGCCAUAGAGCCCGCACAAGACUAUCCAUGUCUCAUGCCAGCGGAACAGGAAACCCAAGAGCCCAUCUUCUCCACGUACCCGGUUGAACGCGAACCACCGGUCAUCUCCUCUCAGCCAGCGGACCUCGAUCGAGAAGGCAAGCGUCAACGUUCCAAUACAGAUUAUCAGCAACUGCCCGUCACCCAGCACGAAAUCAUAGAAGAAGCAAAGACCCUCUGGCUCCUCACGCACCCCAACGAACCGACUCCAAGCUUCGCCAUUGGGUAUCGCACGCCCAUCGACCGUUCCGGCCAGACGACAAUCUCGGCCAACGUGCUCUAUUUCUCCGACGAGCCGCCGCGCGAGGGCAUUUUGGUUGUGGGGCUGCUACGGUCGACGAUUGCGGAGGCGUUGCGCGUUUUGAAAGUGUGUGUUUGUUCGCGACGCCGGAUUGCGGAGGAUGAGGAGAGGGUGAGGGAGGAGGGGAAGGGGAAGGGAAAACAGAGGGAGGGGAGGUCAGAGAGCACGCUGAGAUGAUAGUAUUCGAUUCACUGUUUGAUCGGAGGAUGCAAGAUGGCUCAAAACACUUCGGCAGUGGUUUAAGACCGAAGCAACACAUACCAAUCGGUUGACGCGACGUGUUACCAAAC